UCGUGCCACAGUCGGAGGCAGACGUCGGAGCUGCGCGGCUGUGUUUGUGUGUGCGUGUGUGUAUCUGCACCCAUAAUGCUCCCGCUCGGAUGCUAAUUCCCCGCUCCUGAUUGGACUUAAAGAGGACAGCUGGGGUUGUCUUUUUUUUCGGGGGGGGGUGCAUGCUGGGAGCUCCGCCAGGGAAUCAUCACAACAAUAUUAAUAAUAAAAGGUGGGGGUGAGGUGUCAGGGAGGGUGGGGGGGGGGGUAAUUUUACGCCACGCUUGAGCAAUGUUCCGCGGGAUUCUCUGUGUGGUCACAAAGGCUUUUCCCGCUCGUUAAUGGACCGAUGGGGGGACGCGGCGGCGGCUUGCCAUGCUUGAAUCCCACCUCCGCGUCCCAGAGCUUCUUGGUGACCGCUUCCAGAUCCACCGAGGACCCCCCCAGUACCCUCCCCUCACCCCCAAAACCCUCAACCAUCCCUUUUGUCCCUGGUCUGUACCUCUGGCUACUUGAGUGUAUUCACCCCUUCUGAUGCCUAAAUGAUCUCGUGGACCUCCUCGCUGCUCCGCCGCCGCCCCCUGAGCCCCUCCACAUUCCGGCAUGUUGCUUCACCGGGGUUGAUCCCCCUUUCACUCUCCCGUUACCCACCCUCCUUCCAAUCUGCUGUCCUCUGACCCUUUUGUUUUUAUCACCCCCCUAGCCUUUUCACCCUCUUUCUCCCAAACUCCUCUCCCCCCAUGACCAUGUUGCCAUGUGUCUGCUGGCUCCAGCCUGUCCUCAUGGUGCUGACGUCUGUGUUCUGGACCCGGGGGGAGAACUGCCCAGCGACCUGCCUGUGCCCGGACCCCCACACUGUGGACUGCAGCGGACGCGGGCUGACCCACCUCCCGGACGAGAUCCCCCUGGACGUCCGCCGGCUCCUGCUGGCUGACAAUUGGAUACCCCUCAUCCCCUCCGACUUCCUUGUUCUGUACAGUGACUUGGUCUACCUGGACUUGCGGAACAACACGCUCUCCUACAUUGAACCGGGGACCCUCAGCACCUCCUCCAGGCUGGUCUUCCUGGACCUCGGCAGCAACAACUUGACAGAAAUCCCCAAGGGCACGUUCGGGGAGUCCCGAAGCUUGAUCAAACUGCGACUGGGCAACAACCCCUACCUGAGCAUGGUGAGCGAGGACGCCUUCUUGGGCCUCACGUCUCUCCGGGAAUUGGAACUGGAGCGUAACGCGCUGUCGAGCCUCAAGGUGGGCGCGCUAAGUCAGCUGCCCUCUCUGCGGGUGGUGCGGCUGGAGGGCAACCCCUGGGUGUGCAACUGCAACUUUGCCAGCUUGUUUGGAUGGCUCAUGGAGAACAGUCACAAGCUUCCCAACGGAGUGGAAGGCAUGGAGUGCUCCCUCCCCAUGGACGGCCGCCGCGUGUCCCUGACCCAGCUCUCCAAGGACAGCUUCCGCGAGUGCCAGGCAAGCCUGACUCUAACAGACCUGCUCAUCAUCAUUUUCUCGGGCAUCUCCGUGUCUGUGGUAGCCAUCAUGACCAGCUUCUUCCUGGCUUCCACCGUCCACUGCUUCCAGCGCUGGAGUAAAGGCUCCAAGGGCGACGAGGAGGAGAGCGAAGAGUGAAAAGGAUGUACUUUUAUAAAGGGCUCGUCGGAUCCGGAUGUUUCUUGUGUGGACAAGACUCCACAUACAGAAGAAGUGUGCAACGCAGUGACAGAUUUGUGCUGCUUCCUACCUGGUGAACGUCCAGGAUUGUUUUAUGGAAGGAUCUCAGCCUGGUACCAUUCUUAAUUUCUUUGCAAAGGGGCAUCAAAGUACAGUAUUGUAUGAAAAGUCAAUCCUGAGGAGUAGAUAAUAUUAGUGGGCUGCUCAGCUCCACUCCAAAUGAUUUCACUUUUUUCAAACAUAGCUUGGGUAGCAAUUUACAUAGUUUGCUAUAAAAGAAGCCACAGCGAAAAGAUUGGGCUGUGUUCACACCUGUAGCUUGGUACUCUUGUUCGGACCAAAGUUUAUAAAAAAGAUAUAAAAGAUACUGUCCUAUUAGGUGAGGUUGGAUUUUUAUCAUCGUACUAAUUUUCACAAAACUCAAAUUGUCCAAACCAGCAAAGAUGUCAGAUGUGUAGAAAUGAGCUAAGGAUUGGCCUUUUGAAAACUAUUUUCCUAUGUUUAAUAAUUUAUACAGUUUCGCUUUUUGAAUUGAACUAGUGAGAAAAAAAAAUCUUCUUUUCUACGAUAUUCUAAUUUGUUGAGAUGAACCUGUUCAAAUAGUUUGGUCUUUUGAGUGCCUGCUUGCCCUAGCAAGUGUGUCUACUGCAUGUCCCACAUGCACAGAUCCUCAACAUUAAUUGACCAGGGCAAUUUGGUAGCUUGUUAAUGAAGUGUUGCCUCCAUGAGUGAAAAUACAAUUGAGAAUUUUACUGUCUUUAUGUUUUUUGGUUUUUUUUUCUAACUCUACACUCCUGCAACAUCCUGCUAACAAAAGCCGUACUUGGCUCUCUGUGGUGUAGUGAGCAGUAUUUCAUUUGCAUGAGACAGGCCCGCCCCCUCAAAACAGGCUCAGGCUUGAAAAACAGGGUGAAAGGAAGCGAUAAUGCUUGAUCCUUGGGAGUAUUUUGACAAAACCGUGUCACAUACAUCAUUCAAGUCCUUGUAAAGUGAAAGUAAAUAUGGCUUCUACAUUAGACACGCCACAAAGAAGAGUGUUGUGAACAACCCUGGCAAAUUGGACUCAUUAAAAGAACCAGCAAGUGUGUACAGUAAAAUGAGGCUUAACACUCAUGACAAAUCAAGCCAUUGUCUCUGCUCUCAAACGCUGUGGGCAUGUCCACUGAAUCUGUGAAAUCACGCCCCACUGCAAAAUGGAUGCUACUUCGUCUAGCAUCUUUUUUAUGCCUACAUAUCUCUACGUGUGGCAGCUGCAAAAAUACAGUACUGUAUAUCUGCUUAAAGCCACCAGUGGCUGGAGUAUUCCCCACCGGGUCGUCGCAGGGCUUUCUACGCCGUGACGAGAGGAGCUAGCCACCAGUUAGCUUGUGAGCUAACAGGCUUGGGCCUAGUAAUAAUGACAAAGUAACUCGAAACCACUGAUGCGAACGAAGGCGCUCAAGUUGUAUAUAGUGGGGGAGGGCGAAACUCAUGCCAGGCACCCAUUUGCGUCACUUGGUGUCGUUUUAGCUGAAAUUGAAAAACUGAAAUGGUGAAAAUCAGUGAAAUGCUAUCUCUGAGUACUGAGCACUACAUAGUUCUGUCUUUGCACGUGUUUUCAGUGCUUAUCUUCAAACAUAUGUUUUUACAAUCAAAUCUCUGAAUUCACUUUACCUUGGAAGGGUUACAAAUUGGAAAGAAAUGCUUGUCUCCUUUAAUGCUGGUCUGUGUCUGUGGUCCAUGUUAACUGAACCCUAGUCCACAUAUAAGUGAACCAAGACCACCUGCUCAAGAGGUCUCGGUCCGCUUGUUUGGUUCAAAUGUGAGCCUUGUUACACUCGACCCAUACAAGUGUGAACACAACCGUUACAAUCAACUUUUCUGAGGGUUACUGUGACACUAUAAGAUGAUCACACAUACCCUAUGAAAUAUCCGGAAGAUAUUUUAUAUACAAUGAUCUCAAUAUUUAUUCCCCCCUUCCCUGUAUGACAUCACAUCCUGUCAUUCACGCCGUCUGUUUUGCUACCAGGCGAGAAAACAACGGACGGGCAAAUUCCACGGUAUACUAUAUAGUCACACACAUGUAUGUGGAAAAUUAAAACAAACAUCAUCGUAUAAAUCCAGAGAAUAUACUCUUUCAUUAGCUUGAUGUAGAAAGCUUAACUAGCUCUGAGUAUAAUCCUCACAAUUAGGGCAAAAAACAAAAACAAAAAAUGUGGUAUUAUAAAUGAAUACAAUGAGUACAUGUACAACUAUCGUGUCAAUGAAUGCACUUUAAAUGGUGAAUCUAAUUAUGUGACAGCCCUAAUUACACCAUUCUGACUGCUUUUGUACUCAUCUGCCAAAGAUCAGGUUGAAGUGAAGAGAGCCUUUAGGAUUUUUAUUUGAUCUAUUUCUCUAAUUUCAGCGUUUCCAACUCAAUGAGCCAUCAUUGUCACUUUACUGCCAGGCCCCUCGAAACCCUUUGACAUACGUAAGAGCCCCCAUAAUAACCAGUCACUUAAUAAAUCAUCGUUACCACGGGAAUCGCCGUUCCCUUGUCGUGCUUUUAAUAGUGUUCUUCCGAGGUAUGACGAUAAUGAUUUUACAGGAGAGGUUUGAUUAACAAAAAAACAUGACAGCCGCAUUUCUCAUUUUGAUUGAAGGUGACCUGAAUGUGUUAAUUGCAUUCUGGGUUGAGGAAUGCUCAAAACCUGGACUGCUGGUGUUUGCAUUAAAGAAUUGCGCAGUGAGAUGGGAAUAAUUGUGUCACACUGAGAUAAGGAAUGGAAAGAAUGACCAAAAAAAAAAAAUGUCAAGAUACACGAUGCCGGAACGCCUGUGUUGGUUGGUUUAGAAAUAAUAUGUUGUGGUGACCUUGAGCGUGAAGCAUUCCCAACGUUUGUCUGGUAAAAGAAGACAAGGAAUGAAAGAUAGCCAUCUUUAUAUCACCAUAACAUGCAAAAUCACUGGUAAAGCGGGGUAUGGACAUAUACGGACAAUCAUGACACAUUUCAACAUUUUCCUUCCCUUUAGAUUAAAGUUAGCAAAGGCCUGAUUAGCAGAAGUCUGUAAAAGAUGAUCCUGAGCGCUUAUCUUGUGGUGGUGUUGGUUAAUUCUUCUCCGAUAUGAUCGGAAAAUAAUCAGGGCCGACAAUUGUAAAUCGUCAUGAUCGCAAUUCCUUAUGUUUGCGGUCAAGAACUGAUUUCGGCCAAGCCACGGUCUCCGGGAUUGUUAAAUGAAACGGAACAAUAGCAAAUUAGGAAGCAACCUGUAUUUUCCUGAUCUCGUAAACACUGUAUGCCCUGUAGUACCAUGCUGCCUCUCAUAGGUCAAUCUUAGUACUACAACAGACAUCUGGCUCAGCGGGGGGAGCCUCACGAUUGUCGUCGGAAAUAUUGUGUGUGUGGUGUGCUGUAUUCGUCAUCUCAAGUAUACCACAAACUAUAAGACACGUAUGAACAGCUGCUGAUGUUUUUUCAUCGUCAUAUGUGGGGUCUCUCACGUUUAAAAAAAAAAAUAAUCGGUUAGGAUAUUAUCAAUCGGCAUGUGUGUACCCCGCUUAAAAUCUGUUGUGUGUUAACUGUGCUGCAAACCUAAAAAAAAACAAAAAUCACCUUAAAUUCUCAUUUUAACUACUGUUCAAAAUUCUAAUGAGCUUCUUUGUUUAUCCUAAUAUUUUUGUCGCCCAAAAUGUGUGUUGUUGUUUCAUUUUAUGGGACUUGAAAGCAAAUGGGGUUUCAUACAUCUAGCUCUGUAAAUAAGCUUGACGACAUACCUUGGCAGAUAAAUAGGUGGUAACCAAACCACAGGAAACAAGAGGUAUUUAAAACAGGGAGGGGAUACAAAAUCUACGCCCACACUAAUGAUAUCUGUAAAGUUCGCUGAAAUCCGCCAAAACGUACAGCUAUAAAGUAGGGGUCCUGAGGUUUAUGUCAUGGCAUUCACCAUUUCAAGGUUAUGGACCGCAUGCUAUAAACUAGUUUGCACAGCGACAAAAGAAGGCAAUGUUCAGUUACCGCCGCACUUACUGUUUUAGCAUAUAUUUUGUUUUAUAUUUUUGGUCUUGAUGUGUUUAUCAUACAAAUAUUUACUGUACUUAUGCAAUUUACUACUGAAUUAGCAUAGGUUAGGAAUAGGCUACGGCUUUUUUGGACUAACAAACAAAUUCAGAUAAUGGUGUCAGUCUGAGAAACUGAAUUUUGUCCUAAACCGAGGACCCCCUGUAAACUCGUCACAAAAUGUCUGGUUUUUGACACCAAUAUGACAACUCGUACGCCGCACUUUGUGAUGUCGCUCUUCUAUAAACACAGCAAGGAGAAAAUUGGAUGCUAUUGUCUGUGAAAUAAAGAGGAUAGACUGCCAACGCCCUGCCGCGAAUAGCGAAAAGCAGCGAGUAAAUGAUGCCUCCUCCCUAAAUGAUUUAGAAUUGCCUAUAGUUGCACAAAGAUUUUGGCAAAUCACAUACAUGAAUCUCCUCAACUUAGGUAAACAUAGUUUUGGGGCACAAAUAUGCCGCAAUAUGGCGCCAAUACUUUUCUUGUAGACGUGGCUUUGGCCUGAGAACGAAGAUAGCAAAUGGGUAAAUCUGAGUCGCAAAUUUGUGGAGAAUCACUGUACUGAUGAAGGUCUCUUAUUUCCUGGAAUUUUACAGUAUGUCGAUGUAUUUUGGUUGGCUAGCGAACUACUCUCCCUACUGACUUGGACUUGUCCCCCCUGCCCUCUGCCAUUUGCUUAGACAUUACAGUGAAUAAUCACUGGUUACUCAGAAAAGUGGUGGGAAUUUGUAGAUCCCAAAGCUGAUUAGCAUAACGACGCUACGAAAGAAGCUAGUUUACGUGUUCCGGAAUCAAAUGGCACAAAAUCCCAAGACAUUGAGUGUUUUAUUUUAUAGAAUCCAAAAGGGACUUUGUUUUUAUACAUAUCAUUAUGGGUUCCAACUACUGUGUAGUUGCUGUAUUGACAAACUCUUACGUUAGCUUAGCUCUUUGCUCUCGACGCAUAUGUUCGCAUGACAUGACUUCAUUUCUCUCGCAAACACCGGGACAUUAGAGCAUGCACUGCUGGAUUAACUACUCUUAGAUUCAUGUCUAUUUUUAUAUUAAACCUUUCAGAAUGGAGUGUUCAUUUACUGCCAGGCCCCUCUGGGUCAGUGUUGACAUUGCAGACCCCCCAGUGGCCACCUCUCGCACACGGCUUUGUCAGAUGGAUAUUGAAGACGCCCCAUCUUAAAGAGAGGUGACAGGUCAGAGUCAAAUGAAGAUUAUAAACAGCAACGACCGUGACGCCGUCGUUGCACAUGAAUGCAUUUCAAAAUGUCAAACACGUUGUAUGUGUAGCUGUAUCUUAUUGUUUGGUUUAAAAAAAACACAAAUAAAUACCUUUUUUUCUGUCUU
Molecule: messenger RNA, 6997 nt
Organism: Phycodurus eques (leafy seadragon)
Lineage: Eukaryota; Metazoa; Chordata; Actinopteri; Syngnathiformes; Syngnathidae
Gene: lrrc38b
Product: leucine rich repeat containing 38b
Exons: 2
Coding region: 720-1601 (293 amino acids)
Cellular component (GO): voltage-gated potassium channel complex
Molecular function (GO): voltage-gated potassium channel activity; potassium channel activator activity; transmembrane transporter binding
Source: RefSeq, a predicted model, not a curated record